AACACUCGCUUAACUGCAAAAACUGCUGAAUUUUCUAGAGAUUACAAAAGCGCAUGGAAUCCAGAGAAAUCAUCCACUUUAAAUUUGACUCAAACGGGGUUGAAAAGGUCCAGCAGCCUGAACUCUCUGUUAUCGCCCAAACCCUCCGAUCUCUAUUCAGACCGGCAUGGAGAGGAUUUGCUGAGUGGGAGUGAGCUGAAGAAAAGAGAGAGCUCGCCCAGUAGGAGUGAGACUUCUUCCAUCUCAGAUGUUCUCCAGCAACUUAUGGAUUUGGUGGACCGGUACUGGAAUGGCUCGGGGUCUCUCCUUCACAAUCAGAGAUUUCUGGUUCCGGCUCGAGAGCUGCUUACCAAGCUGAUGACCUCAGACUCGGCCCCAACGGGCGAUCAGCUGCGAGGUUCCAGGAACAGCCACGGACUGCUGGAGGAUGCUGACAGUAUGGAAUCUGUAAAACUGAGGCUGGUAAAAGUUAUGGAAGAAAAUCAUUUUCUACGAAGCAAAGUCCAUAAACUAGAGAGCCAAGUGGCCCGAAAGGAAACGGGAGGGAUUUUGCCACUAUUACAAGAUGAUCUGCGGCAGAAAUACGAGCAUUUA
Messenger RNA from Staurois parvus, 594 nucleotides. Lineage: Eukaryota; Metazoa; Chordata; Amphibia; Anura; Ranidae. The record is from the annotation of a GenBank genome assembly.